AUGAUUGAAAUAGUAUUGGAAAACCAAGAGAGGUCUGACGCCUCAAUGAAAAAUUUGACCGAGCUUGUGGGUUCUCACACCGCAUCUAUUCAAAAGUUGGAGAUGCAAAUGAGGGAUUUAUCAAGAGAACAAAACCAGAAGCAAAAAGGCACACUCCCAAGUGAUAUAAUUGCAAACCUAAAAGGUAGUUGGAGUGGCCCAACCUCUCAUUAUAUGGCCAUUACAACUCAAAGUGGGAAACUACUUCAAAGUGAGAGUGAACGGGUGGCCGAAGUGGAAGAUGUUGAACAAGAAGAUGAGUCGCAAGUUGAGGUACCAAAUGUUAUUGAAGUUGAAAGAACCCCGAAGAAGGUGAAAGCUCAAGAUGUGAGCCGUGAAGAGGUUGAGGAAAAAGUAAUAGAGGCACCAAAACCUCUAGCACUGAUUCCCAGACCUCCUCCAUUUCCUCAAAGACUAGCUAGAAGGGUUGAUGAUAGCAAACUCGAUAAGUUCUAUGACAUCCUAAAGCAAUUAUCGGAUCUGGGGGCUUUCACCAUUUCAUGCACUAUUGGAUUGCGUGACUUUGCACGAGCUCUUUGUGAUAAUGGGGAUAUCAUCAACUUAAUGCCUAUUGCUAUCUACAAGCAAGUGGUAUUGGGAAUUCCUAGGCCUACAAGUAUGAGAUUGCAAAUGGCCAACUGUUUGAUAAAGCGACCGGUGGGGAUAGUGGAUGAUGUGCUUGUGAAUGUGGGGAAGUUUCUCCUCCCCGCCAAUUUUGUUAUUCUUGAUUGUUCAGUGGAUAAAGAGAUCCCUAUCAUCUUGGGGAGAUCAUUCCUUGCUACCGGGAGAGCAAUCAUGGACUCGAAAAGAAAUGAGAUUAAAUUCCAGGUUAAUGACGAAGAAGUUACCUUUCAAGCAAGUAAGGGUAUGAAAUUGCCAAAUGCAUACGAGAGUAUCUCGGUCAUUGAUGUUGUUGAUGUGAUAGAGGAUGCCGUUUAG
Molecule: messenger RNA, 978 nt
Organism: Nicotiana tabacum (common tobacco)
Lineage: Eukaryota; Viridiplantae; Streptophyta; Magnoliopsida; Solanales; Solanaceae
Source: RefSeq, a predicted model, not a curated record